GUAGCCGAUAAGAAGAAGAGCGUGCGUGCGCUCAAUGAAUAAAAAGUAAUUCACUUUUUUUGUGUACAAAACGGAUAACAAUUAACUCGUAUCGCAAAAUAGUGUAAUCAAAACAGUGCAAUGCUUUAAAUAAAAAUACAUAUAUAUAUAUAUAUAUCUAUAAAGCAAAAGUUCAACGGCUUUCGCCCAAGUAAAAAACGCCAAGCCCAUAAGCCAAAACAAUUAAUUAAUUUGUUUAUUUGGCACAUUUAUAUCAUUGCCCGUCGCGUGUGAACGUACAAACUGUAAAAACAAAUACGAAAUAUCAUCGGAAAAGUAUAGACAACAUAUAGGAGCGAUAACUACCCAAGAUCGGCCACAGAAUGAACGACCGUGAAUUGAGCUGCAGUGCGGGCGGCCAGUUUAUGGAUCGCGGACGGAUGAAUCAGAAUGGAGUGGUCCAGCCACUGCUAACGGAUUUGUAUCAGAUAACUAUGGCCUAUGCUUAUUGGAAAUCCGAUAAGACCGAUGACACGGCGGUAUUUGAUCUAUUUUUUCGCAACAAUCCAUUCCACGGUGAAUUUACUAUUUUCGCUGGUCUCGAGGAGUGCCUCAAAUUCCUGGAUAGCUUCCAUUAUUCCCAAAGCGAUAUCGAAUACCUAAAGCAAACACUGCCCGAGGGCAUUGAGAAUGAAUUUUUCGAGUACCUUGGUAAUCUGACGGCGCGGGAUGUCACCUUGUUUGCCAUUGAUGAGGGCACGGUAGCAUUUCCACGCGUUCCCAUUAUUAAGAUCGAGGGACCUUUGAUCAUAGUCCAGCUGCUGGAAACGACUCUUCUCACCUUGGUGAAUUAUGCCAGUUUAAUGGCCACGAAUGCAGCCCGAUAUCGCAUGGUUGCUGGCAAACAUGUCAAACUAUUGGAAUUUGGAUUGCGUCGAGCCCAGGGACCCGAUGGCGGUCUAUCCGCAUCGAAAUAUUCCUACACAGGUGGUUUUGAUGGCACCUCCAAUGUCCUGGCCGGAAAACUCUUCAAUAUACCCGUCAAGGGUACCCAUGCCCAUGCUUAUAUCACUAGCUUUAGCAGCAUUGGCGAACUUAAGACCCGUCUCAUUAAGCACAAGCAAACGGGCAUUAUGGAGGAUCUGUUGGAGCAUGCUGUGAGGCAUCGGCAGAUGUUAUCCCACGUGCUGGACGUGUCCACGGAGGAGUCCAGCGAGGGUGAACUGGCGGCGAUGGUGUCCUAUGCCAUUGCAUUCCCUGAUGGAUUUAUGGCACUUGUCGAUACGUACGAUGUUAAGAGCCGAGAAACAGAACAUGCCAGCUUAGAACCCAAGCUUAUCAAUGAUAUCAAGUCUGAUAACAGUCUGCCAAAGCAAAAGCCAUCGGCAAAUGGCCAUCAAAAUGGUCAGAGUAAUGGCAAAAUAAAUGGACACAAGACCAAUGGCCAUCAGAAUGGUAUUAUUGUUCAGAGUAAAGAUACAAAGAUACAAGAUACAAAGGCCAAUACACCGGCAACAACAACAGCUGCAACUGCAACUGCAACAGCAACAGCAAAGACAACAACAACAACAACAGCCACAACAACGUCCAAUGGGACGGCAUACCUACCAAAAUAUGUCGAGAAGUCAUUCAGGAGCGGUCUUCUCAAUUUCAGUGCCGUGGCCUUGGCCCUCAACGAUUUGGGCUAUCGCCUGGGCAUUCGAAUUGAUUCGGGAGAUUUGGCAUAUCUAUCCUGCUUGGCUCGGGAAACCUUCGAGAAGGUGGCAGAACGCUUCAAGGUGCCAUGGUUCAAUAAGCUGACCAUUGUGGCAUCAAAUGAUAUCAACGAGGACACCAUAUUGAGUCUCAAUGAGCAGGGACACAAGAUUGAUUGCUUUGGCAUUGGCACUCAUUUGGUUACCUGCCAGCGUCAGCCUGCUUUGGGCUGUGUCUACAAGCUGGUGGAAAUCAAUGGCCAGCCGAGAAUUAAGCUUAGUCAGGAUGUGGAAAAGGUGACAAUGCCGGGCAAUAAGAAUGCCUAUCGAUUGUACAGUGCCGAUGGUCAUGCCCUCAUCGAUCUCCUGCAAAAGGUCUCCGAGCCUCCGCCAGCUGUGGGCCAGAAGGUGCUGUGCCGUCAUCCUUUCCAGGAGUCGAAGCGAGCCUAUGUGAUACCCUCGCAUGUGGAAUCAUUGUACAAGGUGUACUGGAAGGCGGGCAAGAUAUGCCAGCAGCUGCCGACCCUGGAACAGGUUCGCGAGAAGGUGCAAAUCUCGUUGAAGACGCUGAGGAACGAUCACAAGCGCACACUUAACCCAACGCCCUACAAGGUUGCCGUCAGCGAUAAUCUGUACAACUUUAUACAUGAUCUGUGGCUGCAGAAUGCUCCCAUUGGCGAGCUCUCAUGAUCUAUAUAAGGAGGAGAUCCUCAAGAUCUACAUAUAUACAAACAUAUAUAUAUAUAUAUAUAUAUAUAUACAAAUGAUGCGCGAUAACAUUUCCGAGAUAUUUACUUUUUUUAUCAGGUGUACAAUUUUCUUUGUUUUGUCCCAUGGUCCCUUUGGAAUCGUGGUUGGAUUUUUAAUUAGUCAUUUGCUGGUCAAUAUGCAUCUGUAGAAUUUUGCUUCCCUUAUCGGAAAAAUGGAGCACAAAUUCCCCAAAAACUUGCGAGUGAAUUUCUAUAUCUAAAAAAAAAAAAUUGUGUAGUCAAUAGUUUUAAUGUGUUAUAUCUAAUAUUUACCUACUUACUUACUUACUUACUUAUUAUUAUAUAAAACGCACAUCAUAUUCAGGAAUGUGUCAUGUGCCUUACUAAACGAAACGGAAACGGAAACAGAAACGGAAGCAGCAGCUAAGCAGAAACCUAAGCAGAAUACCAAGUAACUAAGAUCAACCAAAAACACAAAGAAUACAAAGAAAUCAAGUUGUAUUUAAGAUUUUUCCUAGUACUUAAGUGUUAAAAUGAAUGGAAACGUAACGAAAGUUAGAAGUACAAAUGCUUUUUAGGACAUUUUUGCAUGCAAACUAGGGCACACACACACACAUCAAGCACACACUUAAUUAUAUAUUAUAUAUACUUAAUUAUACAUACUACGAUUAUGUAUCUAACGAAAUUCAAUUGUAAAUAUGUUCAACUUGAUAAUUGUAAGGCAAUUAAGCAAUACACAAAACACACACACCGCCACCAACUCUAAAUGGCCCCGCUUCUUAAAAUGUUUGCCUGUAAUUUUGAUCGAAAAUAAAAACAAAAAAAAAAAA
Molecule: messenger RNA, 3213 nt
Organism: Drosophila serrata
Lineage: Eukaryota; Metazoa; Arthropoda; Insecta; Diptera; Drosophilidae
Gene: Naprt
Product: nicotinate phosphoribosyltransferase
Biological process (GO): NAD+ biosynthetic process via the salvage pathway
Cellular component (GO): cytosol
Molecular function (GO): nicotinate phosphoribosyltransferase activity
Source: RefSeq, a predicted model, not a curated record